Messenger RNA from Symbiodinium sp. CCMP2456, 888 nucleotides. Lineage: Eukaryota; Dinophyceae; Suessiales; Symbiodiniaceae. The record is from the annotation of a GenBank genome assembly.
AUGAGUAGCUCGGAGUCAGAUGCAGAGGCACCCCUGCAAGAAAGCGACCGCUCGACUUCCAGCUUGGGUUGCAACUUCUUCUGCCUUGCGUUUGAAGAGGCAUUGGUUCUAUGUCUCAUUAUUGGGGUUUUUUGUCAGGAUCUUGAGGCUCGCCCAGACAAGUGGCACAUCAUUGUCAUGCAGCUUGUGGGCAUCUUUCUGUUCCAUGUCCUCCUUCAAUGUUUCUUGGAUUCUGGUGGUCCCGUCACUGCUGGGCUGGAGGCCAUACAGGACGACAUGCCACAUGCCGACUUCCAGCAGCUUUUCGAUCAGUUGCAUAGUGCCGCGCCGAGUAUCGAGCACGUCGCCGAGGGCAUAAAAACAGGGAGAAAGGCUAUCGGUGGCGGCAGAAAGCUAAACUAUCAAGUUCUGCACAAGCAAACCGCGUCACAGACCUUCGCCUUCACAAGCUGGCGCGAUGUGUCAGACCCGGUAUCAGGUUAUGAAGACCAUCCCUUUGCACAAGUGACGAUCACUGCAGAGUAUGAGUGUUUCGACGAGGCAACAGCUGCCAAAGCAUCCAUGGAGAAGCAGGCUCUUAUGGCGGAGUGUGCGCGAAAAGCCCCAAGUGGAACUCAAAACUUCCAUGACAUCAACAAGGUAACGUUGACUCCGAGCACGGGUGUGAAGCCGGUGGAAGGUCGCCAAGAUUACGCCGUAACCCGCCCGGGCGAGAGCAUCCCAUGCUGGCUGUCCCUCAAGGUCUACAAGACUGGGUCAUAUCUCCUCCCAUUGUUUGGGACGUGUUAUCGGUUCCUCUUUCUCCGCACUGUUCCACACCUCCACUACAAGAUCGUCAAGCAGGUGUCCGUGUUGCGGCAGGGAGGUGCGGACUGGCGAGCUCGCUAG